CUAACAAGGGAAAUUAUAACAAAAGUUUACGGGUAUUACAAAAAUAGUCUUGGCAACCUUCUAUCACGUCACUUUUCUCUAUUCUCUAUUCUUUGUGAGUGGGCUGGCUUAGAAUUGAUGAAUUUCAUGGUGUUGUGGGUGACACAUAUACGUAGAAAAAAUCUAGUGUAAGAACACCACAUUGGCACCAACUGCUAGGAAAUGGAAUCAAUGGAAUAUGAGCUCGCAAGAAACCUCACUCUGUUGUUCUUCGUGGAACGCCUGCUCGACAAAGGCGAGCCGAGAACGUUGCACGAUCUUUCCUGCCAGUUUGGUGCCAAAGGAUUCACCAAGGAGAUGCGUCAGAUCGCCGGCGGGUCGCAAUCGGGCUUGAAGAAGUUCCUGGCUCAGUACCCCGCGUUGUUCAGCAUAGACGGGGACUAUGUUGAUAUCAACACAUUCCAGAGGCACCCGAGUGGCGGCGGCGCGUCGUCCAACAACGAUUACAUCGAGGAGGCGAAGGAGUACUUUGCUAGCAAGAUGAUCCAGUACGGAGAGGGUACAGAGGUGCCUAUUAAAAGUCUUCUGGGUCAUCGCAGCCAGGCGUCUCCGCAGGUACGUCACAUCUCUGGUCAGCGCAUCAAAGAGUUUAAGGACUUUCUCCUGAAACAUCCCGAUACGUUCCAGAUUAUUGAUGAUAAUGUCGUUCUAGUCAGUGAGAAUCAUAGAAGAGGUAACACUUGCAGCAAUUCUGAACAAUUUCACAAUUUACCCGCAGCUAAUAUAAACACAGAUACAGCGCAGCAGCUGCUUGAUUAUGUCGCUCAGUGCAUAGAAGCUAAAGGCCCAGUGAUGGUUGAUCAGCUAUUCCACUUGAUUGUGUCACGCUUCCCCCAAGAGUACUGGUACCAAAUGUUUAAGACUCCAGCAGACUUAAGUGCUUUCUUGAAAAUAUUCUCUGACAGCUUCCAUGUGCAAUCAAACCUUGUCACUCUAAUUAGUAAACCAAAAAUACCUGUCAUGUAUCUCAAUGCUAAAUCAAAAACAAAGACUGAUCCACCAAAGCCCAUUGUGGAAGAGAAAGCUAUGUCGCCAGCUCCACCUGUAGUGGUGAGUCCCACUCCUUCAGAUGGCAAACAAAGCCCAGCAAACAGAAUACUCAGUCCUGUAGAAUCUCCCCGAGGUCCACAAGCUAAUAUUGCAAACCAAACCUUAAAGCAACGGAUUAAUUCUAUUGUCAUUAAAAAUUUAGCAGAAAAUAUGGUCAGAGACAGAGUCAAUAAUCAUUUGAAUACUCGCAGCCCUGAAGAAACAAAUGGUACAUCUAUUAGAAAUAACAUGGUGGGAGAAGCUUGGAGGCAACGAGUUCUACAAUCUGCAACUGUUAUAGCUAAUGUCAGGGAAUGUUCCACACUCAUUGAUAGUAUAAUGAAUCCAAAGCGACAUACAAAGAGCAUAGUUUCCUUUGACUGUGAGGGAAUCAACUUGGGUAUCAAAGGGGUCUUGACAAUGUGUCAAAUUGCUACCAUGAAUGGUGAAGUCUACAUAUUGGACAUAAUGGCCUGUCCUGGAAUGAUUGUUGAAGGUAAAAUUAAAGAAUUACUAGAGAGUGAGAAUGUAACUAAGAUUAUACAUGACUGCAGGAAUGACUCAGUCAAUUUACACAACCAGUUAGAAAUCACUUUGAAGAAUGUUUUUGAUACACAAGCGGCCCACGCUGUGCUGCAAUUGCAGCAACAAAAUUUACCUGUAUACAAAGUGAAAAAUCUCAGUCUGAAUGCACUCUGCGAAUUAUACAAUGCCCCCAUGAACCCCAUGAAGGAACAGCUCAAGAAUGUCUACCGCAGAGACCAACGUUAUUGGGCCAGGCGGCCAUUAACAAAAGAUAUGAUCAUUUAUGCAGCUUCUGAUGUUCUAUCAUUAAUUAAUCCUGCAAUUUAUGCAUACAUGUCUGCUAAUAUCAAGCCAGAAAACCAACAGCUCUUUGAAGAACUAAGCAAUGAGCAAGUAUUCAUGCAUAUACAACCAACUGAAGUAAAAUUACGUAAACGACAAAGGAAGAUAAACACAGAAGUUGGUGAAUUGAAGCAUAAACUGGCAGAAUCCACAAAGAAUAUAGUUCUGAGCAAUCGGGAAAUCAGAUUAUUGAGAUAUUUAGAGCUUACAGAAGAAGAGAAAGAAAAACUAAAAGGUUGUCAUAAAAUUUCUAAGAAACUGGAGAAAUUGGAAGCUAUCGGUCAUGAAAAAGACAGUGAUUCCGAAGAUGAUGAAAGAGAAAAUGAGAUGGCUAGUCUAGAAUCAAAUCCUUCUGAUUCUAUCUCUUCUCCACAUUCUACACAACCACCUAGUCUCACCGAGUCAAUGCAAAUGAUGGAUGAGAUAUUAUCAGAUACAAACAUGGAUAAGGUGGAGAAAAUUAAUCGUUUAGAAGCGAUUUUAUCAGCUGUUGCACCUCUCAGCGGUGAGUUGGAAGAUAAAUUCUCACAAACAAUGGAGCAAACUCUUCCUCUUCUGAAAAAUAAAGAUUGGUCAAAUCUGAGCCAAAUACUAAACAUAGGUGAUGGGGACAGAAAGAACUGUUGCUGCAGGUGCCAUAAUUCAACUCUAGAAGAUGCACAGUGCAAUAAUAUCAAUGAAGCAAAGAAGACGGAGAUAGGAUCACAAACGCUGAGCACAGGUGACAUUGUCAUCACAAGGAUCCAUUUCCGUGAAGAGGACAAGCUAAAUGAAAGAACCAUUGAUGCCACACCCUUCAGCAAACGGGUAGGCAUAAAUAAUUCAUCUUGAUGACACUCAGCCAUGUUAUUUGCAUUUCCAUAUUUGUGAGUGCCACUUAGUUUUGAAACUCUUCUAUAUGUGAUCAUGUUUUUGUAGUUGUUUAAGUUAAAAAGAAAUGUUUAACCCAGCUAUCAACUAGCCCCUAAUACUUAUAAUGGAGGUAUGGUAGCAGUUAGUCGGAGAAUUAAUUAAUAUAAUUACAAUCAUGAUGUGCAUUAUCAAGUGUAUUGGCAUUUAGGGUUGAUACCUUCGGAAAGUUUUAUGUAGACAAUUUCCCUCAUUUUUAUACCAUAAUCUUAUUUCUUGAUUUAGAAUAAAAUGUUUAGUUAAAUCUUUGAAUUUUUAAAGAUUUAUCUUAGAAGUUAAAGAAAAAAAAAAUAAGGUAUUUUGUGGGAUGUACAUAGUAUUGAAUAUUUAUUACAAUACAUUAUUUAUUAUGAAAUUCAAACUUAUAAACAUUGUGGUAGUUUAUAAGUUUGUAAUAUUUGUAAAGUAGCAUGCACUUUAAAGGAUUUUAACUUGUAAACUGUUAGAGGCAACCCUGUCUUGUGAUCAUUUGAGCGAAGAAGUGCGUAUACACUUGAAUAAAUGCAACGGUAAACUGCAUAACAGAACAACUAUUUAAUUCCUUCAUAUGGAAUUAUCAAUGGAUGUUACAUUUAUUUAUUUAGGCUAUUGCCUGUUGUGAAAGCGGUUUUACCAUGUGAUAGGUUAAACGGCCUUGAUUUUUUCUCGAUUCUCUUUGGAAUUGUAAAUAAGAUAAGAAUGUAGCAUGCAUAAUGAUUGUCAUAGCAUUGACUGAUGGAUUUUGCAGAUAGAAAACGUACGCCUACAUAUCUAUAUAUCUGUUUCGUGUAGUCAUGUGCUACAAAAUUUUUACUAUCAUGGCAAUAAUAGGUAUACAAUAAGUUUUAUUGUUCAAAUGUUUAACUGAAAUUUAUUUAGAUGUAUUCUAGUGAAUUAAAUUAUAUAAGGUAGUUGAACAUUAUUGUUGGUGCUUGGUGAGAUAUAGUUGGUACAGUAGUGCGAAAUACCUACUUUUUAGCAUUUUGUAUGGUUGUUGGGGUAUCUUGUGGAUUAUUUAACAAUAUUUUUGUGCCUUCGAGUCAUAUCCGACGAUCGCCUUUCGAAAGUGAACGAGUAGGGAUUUUGAUACGUAUUAAGUAACUUUACAAUUUAGUGUCAGUUUUAACUUGAAAUUACUAAACCUCAUUUAGAAGCUUUUAUAAUAGUCAUUGUCUAUGGUAGCUUCCAUCUAACGAGGGUAGACAUUUGUAAAUGUGUUACUUCUUUCGAAUAGUUUAUUUUUGUGUUAUAACUUAAGAUAUGUUAAUAGUAAUACUAAGGUGAUAUUCAGUACUAAGCUUUUUGUUUUUUAGAGCUUACGUUUAGUAGCCUUUUUAUAUAUUACUUGUCAGUAUUGUUUCCAUCCCAAAUUAAUUUAUAUCCUGACAGCUUAGUAAAUACCGUUAAGUAUUUAUUUAACCUCAGCUAGCAAUUUUUUUCACUUAAUUUUUUACGACUUUAGUAUUGUAGUGGAUGUUACAAAUGUACCACUUUUUUAAUGUAUACAUUUUGUGCCUUAUACACUGCACAAUUUCUAGAAAAAUGUCGUGUAUACAUUUUUGUAUUCUAAACGGUGUUUUAGUGCCACAAAAUUUGCUUAUAAGAAAAACAUUUCCAUAGACAAUUUUUAUCUUCCUUAUGCCAUCUGUUGGCUACACUGCAACGGUUUUGGCGGGAAGUUUACUGUUCCUAUAGAAUGAAUUGUUGCUGAUUAACUUUGAAAUGUGGCAAAUUGACCGUUUACUGAUUUGCACAUUGUUUAUGUUUAUUACAAAUAAAAAAGUUGAAAAUA
Messenger RNA from Papilio polytes (common Mormon), 4615 nucleotides. RefSeq lists its product as uncharacterized. Gene Ontology annotation, molecular function: 3'-5' exonuclease activity; nucleic acid binding. The transcript has a single exon. Gene Ontology annotation, biological process: nucleobase-containing compound metabolic process. Bases 202 to 2766 code for a protein of 854 amino acids. The record is from RefSeq and is a predicted model, not a curated record. Lineage: Eukaryota; Metazoa; Arthropoda; Insecta; Lepidoptera; Papilionidae.